Molecule: messenger RNA, 174 nt
Organism: Pochonia chlamydosporia 170
Lineage: Eukaryota; Fungi; Ascomycota; Sordariomycetes; Hypocreales; Clavicipitaceae
Exons: 2
Coding region: 1-174 (57 amino acids)
Source: RefSeq, a predicted model, not a curated record
AUGGUCAACGUGUUUGUCGUGGCUGCAUGGUUUGGAUGCUGGAUUCUCGGCGGCGGUGACAUUCUGGCAGAAGCAAUGUUGAAGCGAGCUGGCGGGGCUGCUGCAUCUUUGAACGACGAUCCUUGUGUUGAUGCUGCAGACUACUUCAUCAGCUUGCCUGCGUCGGAGUUUUGA